UCCACCUUUGUCUCUACAUCCCCUGGGGUGGGGUUUGCCAGUCCGGGACUGAGAUUCUAAAUGACAUGGACCCCAGAUUCAGAGGGGCUCAGAUGCCAACAAGGUGCCCACCUGCCCUGACUUGGCCCACAGCACCACCAUCCGCUUAUCAGCGCGUUAGGGCGGCUUCCGUGGUCGCGGAGCAGACUUUGCAAACCCUCGUGGCCGCCCUGUUUUGUCCUGUCUCCUUUUCCCGCUCUGACGCCUGGUGUGGGGGAGGAGUACAUCUUGGGUUUUUCUUCUCCAACCUUAGCGGCCUUUUUCUUCUUUCCAUCUCUGCUUCUGCUGAGCCGGGUCUACAGAGGCGUGGGGCUUCUUUCCUCUCCGCCCCUUUGUUCCUUCCAGCUAGGGCAUCUUACAGCGGUGGGAGUUGGGGAUCCAGAAACCGAGAGCAGUCUUCAGCAGCAAUUCCCAUUUUACAACCCCCAGCUUUUAAAUCUUUAUUUCAAAGAGAUGGAGAUUCGGGUGCAUGUGUGAACUUUUCAGGACUCUGCCACAGCCACAAAGUUUGGCAGUGAAGCUGGAAGAGUGUAGGACGGGGAACCCAGAAAGGACCAGAAUGAAAGAGAUCGCUAAACGCCUCGCCCUGGACUCCCAGGUCCUGGCUUCUCCGUGAGCCCGGAGGGCCAGGCGAAUGUGGGGCUGCCUUAGCGGGGGGCAGGAUCCUUGGUCGCCCCAAGGCUGAUAUCAGAAAUCGAUUUUAAAGGAGCCAGCCAGUUUGUCCUUACUGAGAGGAGAAUUUUCGUUUGCUCUUUGAUGGUUUUUUGGGGGGAGAGAGAAACAGACAUGAUCCCCCUAAGGCCUGGAAGGGUGGGCAGCCAGUGACCACUAAAGGGGGUUUUAAGGGCUCCAGGUUCCCCGGUACUGGGUACGGAUUAGGAGGUGGGGAGGGGAGUGCCGGGUGCUCUGGCUCUGGGGAAACUGAAUCAGAGAGGGGGACAUUUUCUCUAAUUUUUACCUUUAUUAUUAAUUCCUGCCCUUAUUAGCUUACACUAAGGUUUCUAUGUCUUAAUCUUUCAAUUUUUCUUUUUCAAUUUCUCUCUCCCACACUUGGUAAGUUGCUCAAGUUUCCUCCAUUGAAUCCAGGAAAAGACUGUUCCCUCUCCUCUCUCUAGUCUGCCCCUAAAAUCACAAAUUCACUGUCCAGACCCCAAUGUCUUCUCUCAGACCCUUAUGGUGUUUCCCACCCUAAGGUCCCUGCCCAGGCCCCUCACUGCCCCUCCUUUGUCCCCUGAAAUUUGGAGGGUCCCUAGCCUGAAGCGACACCUCAAACAAAUUGGGUGCCCUGGGGUUGCCCGUUCUACUCUCUGCUCCUGACCCUCCCAGCCCCAAACAGGGGCAAUCAGUGAACCACAAAUCUCCAAGAAAAGGAAUAAAAAGGCAAGAAAGAAAACAAACUGGGAUCUAAUUGCAUCCCAAGCAUUUCAAAUUGACUCUACUCUCAGAAUGAAUAAAGAAGCCCCCCACUCCAUCUCCUACCGCAUUUGUGGGCGCUUAUCCUCUGAGAUUUUUCUCCACGUUAGCUUUCUUGUUCCCAGUCCUCCUUUUCACUCCCACACCACUGCACCCCACCUCCUUGUAUAGCCAGAAGGGACCACAUGAGCUGAGGCUCCGGGAGGGGAGGGGUCCACUGCUGUCUCUACCCUCGGCUCAGCUCCAGGCCAAUCCUCCUGCAGGCCCGUGGCUGGCUGGGUGCCCUCUGGGUACUCUUUUUAUUCCUUGAGGCAAAGCUAUGCAGUCCCACAGGCUUCCAGGACCUCUUCUCUUAAUUUCCUAGUGACCCUCCCUAGCUAAAGGUAGCAACAGCUAGGCGAGCUGGAGGGUCUGAGAUGCCUUCUUGACUUUAAUUUUAAGAAGGAAAAGACCCAGAGGUGCUGUUCCCUUAAACCUCUGGAAGCCUCCCUGGGCAACCCACCAGCCCCAAACAUAGGGUCCAACCUAGCAGGUCUCUAACCAGAUCUCAGGACAGACUCUGCAGACACUACUCAGGCAGCCCUAACUGCUCUCUCUGAGGUUCCUGGCUUGAGCCCCAACACUGGAUCUGACUUGGGCAUUUUCUUUCCUUGAUACUAAUAAAUACAGAAAAAUGGCUUCCACCUUCCAUCUUCACCUCCCCAACACCCUUCCCUCAGCCACCAACUCCCAGCUCUCUAGGCAGGUGGUAGGAUCCUCUGGACAUCACAGUGGGAGGCUCUUCAGGCAGGCAGUUCUUAUUGCUGGAAGGUAGGGAGGCCAUGGGUCCCCACCUCCACCCUCAUUCAUCUGGGCCCCAGGAAACUGCUUCAGUCCAUGAAGCUUGACUUGGUGGGCCUGGAAGAAGUGGGGGCCAGAGGAAGCCAGGGACCACUCCCUAAGAGAGCAGGACCCUUUCUCAGCCCAAAGCUAAGCCUGUGAGUGAGGUGCCAGAGGAUGUGAAGGAGGCUUUGCCAGACACAGCCACCCUCUCCUGGAGGGAAGACAAUAGCUGGAGACCAUCUCUCACCUUUUUCUCCCAGUCUCAUCUCUCCUGGUUCAUCCAGAUGGGAGAAGGCAAAAGCCAAAGAUUCUAACCAGGAAGUCACAGGGUAGUGGCUGGCUCUGUCUACGCGGAGUUAAGAGAACAAGAUUUCCAAGCUGCCUUUGUAGAAAAGAGAGACUGUCGGCCUUCUAUUUUACCCCCUAAGUCCAGAGUCAGCAGUUGGGCAGUUGCAAACACUCCUGCUUUUGGAAAUGUCCUGGUGCUCUUUUUGUCUUGUUCCUCCACCAGGAAUGGCUCUUCCCCCACCCCCACCCCAAAUCUGCAGACACCUACAUUCUUACCUCCUGGCUUCCUCCUACAGGCCUCCUGCCUUUUCCUGCCCUUCUCAAACACACCCUAAGAAAAGUUUAGCUUUUGUAGUUUUCCUCACUUGUGCCAAGAAUCCUAAAAUCUUGCAGACCUAAGAGAAAUAAACAGGUUUGUUCUGAAUAAUAAUAAAAAUAACCAUCCUCCAUCUCUUCUGCCACUGCAUUUAAAAUUAAGCCAUUUUGCUGGUUCUUCUAAUCUUAGAAGUACAAAUGUCCUUAUCACCUCUUAGCUUCUUCUGCCUAUCUAGAGGUGAGAAUCUUAACAGAAACUUCUUAGUCAAGUUCUUACAGCUUCUAUUGCCAGCCGAGUCUGGAGCUCAAGCUAAACACUGAGUCCUCCUUUUGUCACCCUCUCCUCAAUCCCCCUCCCCCUGCAAGAUGGUCUGGAUUUUUAAAAUAAUCACUCACCGCUUGUUGUCUGUUCUCAAAAAUGGGGGGAGGGGGGAUGUUAAAAAAAAAAAAAAAAGGUCUGGCCUUCCCCUCUACCAGUUGGAAACUGGGCCUGGAGAUUUGCCGGGAGAGAGGAGGAAUAGUGAGGGUGUAGGGAAGAGAAGAGACAGAGAAUGGGAGACUCAGAAGGAGGGAGCCAGAGCGGGAGGGCGGGAGACCCGCCACCAGUCCCGGAGGAGAGAAACAACUUGGGGAAAAAAAAGUGUUCUCACUUGGAAUGAAUGCGGAGGAGCACCCAGCACCCCCACCCCACCCCGGGGAGGCCAGGGCCUUUGACUAGGCCUCCCAAGCGACUUCCCCAAUUAGACUAAAAAGGGUUUAUUAGUGAUGGGGCAGAGGAGCUGUGAACUACACGGGCUUUGCCAAGUCUUUGCGCUCCUCUUCCUCCCCAGCCAAAACCCUCAAUUUAAAAACUUACCUGUUCUUAAAAAACAAAAACAGAAGUCAAAAUCUCUACCUUCUUUUCUUUCUCACUCUUUUUUUUCUUUUUUUGCCGGGGGCGGGGGUAUAUUUAAAAAUCCCCCCUCCCCCAUCACCACCAUCACCUUCUUUCCUUAUCAGGCAUCUAAGCUCGCUAAAGGGGGAGAGGUGGGGGUGUGUGUGUGAGCUUGUGUGUGUGUGUGUGUGAGUGAGUGAGUGUGUGUGUGUGUGUCUGUGUGGUUUUUUUCCCUGUGCAAAAGCAGAGGCCAUUGUUACGGAGAGUAGGGCGUACCAGUCUUAUAGGGCAACCACACUGUGGCGGCUUGGCCGUGCCGGAGCCCGGAGCUGGAUUCUCCGCGAGCUGAGCCGCCCGAGCACCUUUCGGUCUUCUUCUAUUUUUUUCCCGCUCCCCCACCCCCUCCCUCCUGCGCACCCCCGCUCCUAAGCCGAGUGAAUUGAAGCGGACGCCGCGCGGCUCCUCCGGCCGGAGGGGAGAUUUCUCGCCUGCCGCUCGCGCUGGGGCUCGAUGUGAAUAUAUAUUAUGUCUGCCUGUUCUCCCCUCGUCGGUGGCUAAGGUCAAAAGCUACGAACAGACCUCGGGAGGAGGGGGGCAGAACAGGGAGGGGGGUCCGGCGUGCCACGUGACCCCCAGGGGUGCCAAUGUCCGGUCGUGAGGGUAUCAGACCCUUGCAAGUUGCCACCCACUGCCCGGGCCUCGCCAAGCGAUGCAGAAAGCCACCUAUUACGACAACGCCGCGUCGGCACUCUUCGGAGGCUACUCCUCAUACCCUGGCAGCAAUGGCUUCGGCUAUGAUGGGCCCCCCCAACCCCCCUUCCAGGCCGCCACGCAACUGGAGGGCGACUACCAGCGCUCGGCGUGCUCGCUGCAGUCCCUGGGCAAUGCCGCCCCGCAUGCCAAGAGCAAGGAGCUCAACGGCAGCUGCAUGAGGCCGGGCCUGGCCCCGGAGCCCCUGCCCGCCCCGCCCGGCUCACCCCCGCCCAGCGCCGCACCUACCAGUACCACUAGCAACAGCAGUAACGGGGCCGGGCCCAGCAAAAGCGGCCCUCCCAAGUGCGGUCCUGGCUCCAACUCCACCCUCACCAAACAGAUAUUCCCCUGGAUGAAAGAGUCGAGGCAAACGUCCAAGCUGAAAAACAGCUCCCCCGGCACAGCGGAGGGUUGCGGCGGCGGCGGUGGCGGAGGAGGAGGAGGAGGCGGAGGAGGCGGCGGGGGCGGCGGGGGCGGCGGCGGGGGAGGGGACAAGAGCCCCCCGGGGUCGGCGGCGUCCAAGCGGGCGCGGACGGCGUACACCAGCGCGCAGCUGGUGGAGCUGGAGAAGGAGUUCCACUUCAACCGCUACCUGUGCCGGCCGCGCCGCGUGGAGAUGGCCAACCUGCUGAACCUCAGCGAGCGGCAGAUCAAGAUCUGGUUCCAGAACCGGCGCAUGAAGUACAAGAAGGACCAGAAGGCCAAGGGCCUGGCCUCGUCUUCGGGGGGCCCCUCCCCCGCCGGCAGCCCUCCGCAGCCCAUGCAGUCAACCGCCGGCUUCAUGAACGCCUUGCACUCCAUGACCCCCAGCUAUGAGAGCCCGUCCCCGCCCGCCUUCGGCAAAGCCCACCAGAAUGCCUAUGCGCUGCCCUCCAACUACCAGCCCCCUCUCAAAGGCUGCGGCGCCCCGCAGAAGUACCCCCAGACCCCGGCGCCCGAUUACGAGCCUCACGUCCUGCAAGCCAACGGGGGCGCCUACGGGACGCCCACCAUGCAGGGCAGCCCGGUUUACGUGGGCGGGGGCGGCUACGCGGAUCCGCUGCCGCCCCCUGCCGGCCCCUCCCUCUACGGCCUCAACCACCUUUCCCAUCACCCCUCGGGGAACCUGGACUACAACGGGGGGCCCCCUAUGGCCCCCAGCCAGCACCACGGACCCUGCGACCCCCACCCCACCUACACAGACCUCUCCUCUCACCAUGCGCCUCCUCCUCAGGGUAGAAUCCAAGAAGCGCCCAAAUUAACACACCUGUGAUGGGAGAUGGAGGGCUGAGGGAUGAGGUCCUGGAGUAGGGGAGACCCAGGAGGGGCAGAGGCUGUGGAGUUCUGGAGGUCUGAAAGAUAGGGGCAGGGAGGUGGCAGUCAGGCUUUCUGGGAAGAAAGGGUCUUGGGGCUCCUUCCCCUCCCCCUGGCCUGAGAGGUUGCUUUUUAAAACUGUCCUGCAGCCCUUGGUCAGUUUGCCUGCCAACCCACUGGAAAGGAAUCCACAGCAGAUUGGAGAUGACCCCAUCAACCCCAGGCCUCCAGCAAUACCCAGUUGGAAUUCCACCCUCGGGAAUGGCACAGAGGAAGAGGAGAUAGGGAAACAGGCAGAGAAGCACAUUUCAAAAAACAGACAAGAUGGCUAGGCCAUCACCAGCCAACUUACCUUCCAUCUCUGUGUCUCUGUGGUUAAUUCUUCCAAAUCUUGAUUUUUUUCCUGACAAUUCUCCUUUAAAAAAAAAUUUAAAACACAUUUCAAAAACCCAAGGGCACGAAACACGUCCCCCUCCCGCCUUCCUGAAACUUCAAAUUUCUUCACAUCUAUUUGAGGUUGAUUGGGCACUGCCUCCAUUUCUAGUCACACAUUUUCCUGCUCUAGGACAUUAAUAUCUAUACCCCGCCCCCAUCAAUUAUAGUCUUCAGAGGGCUCAGGGAGGGUGAGAGAUCCUGAAAAUCAGAGCUGUCUAUAUAUAUAUAUAUUUGUCUUUUAUGGAAAAUCUGGGAGGUGAGGGCAGGCAAGUUGUCAGGACUGAAGGUUUGCCCAUUCCGCUGCCUCCCAUCUCAGCUCCAGGUCCAUCCCCCUCUCGCCACAGAAGGCAGUUGGCAGCACGAGGUUCUACACUUUUAUUUUCUCCUGUUGCUCUCUUGACUUAACGUGAAAACAGGGUAUAUUUUAACAAACUGUCUGUCCCAGGCAGGGGCUGCAGCUGGGCCUUUGAGCCUUGCUCAACCCUGGACAGGACACUUUUGUUGCACUUAGAGUUUACAUUUUAAUGGAUAUAAAAACAACUGUGAGAGAUGCCUGGGCCUGCAGGAGUCUAGCAUCGCUCAAAAAGUGUGUGUUCUAGUGAACAUUUUCAUAUAUAUUUAUUGGUUAUAGCCUGUUAAAAUAUUUUCUUUUUUGUAUUAUUUAUCCCCCUACAUUAUGUAUUUAUAUGAGGGAAAAAGGAAAAAAUUGUACUUUUUUAGUAUUUACUUGUUAUAAAAGACGUUGUGUUCCCUGUCAUGUAAAACCAGCUAUUUUAGUUAUUAUUGUACUCUAGAAAAGAGCUGUAGAUUUAUGUUAAACUCGUACUUAUGAGCAAUUGUAAUUAGUUCUAAAAGGCAUGAACUCAGCUCCUAAUUGUCACUGUAUAGUCCUGAAUUUGUAGAAUUAGAGUUAAUUCCCUCUUGGAACUUUCUUUGUUCUUCUGUAGUUACUUUUUUCCUUACUUAAAAGGGUUGUCUGUCAAACAAUUCUUGAAUAAACUUUCUGUUAUCAA
This is a messenger RNA of Camelus dromedarius (Arabian camel), 7245 nucleotides long. It is a transcript of the gene HOXB3, whose product is annotated as homeobox B3. The coding region runs from base 4461 to 5756 and encodes 431 amino acids. Gene Ontology annotation, cellular component: nucleus. The transcript is spliced from 4 exons. Lineage: Eukaryota; Metazoa; Chordata; Mammalia; Artiodactyla; Camelidae. Gene Ontology annotation, biological process: embryonic skeletal system morphogenesis; regulation of transcription by RNA polymerase II; anterior/posterior pattern specification. Gene Ontology annotation, molecular function: DNA-binding transcription factor activity, RNA polymerase II-specific; RNA polymerase II cis-regulatory region sequence-specific DNA binding. The record is from RefSeq and is a predicted model, not a curated record.